Lolium rigidum is the source of this 1156-nucleotide messenger RNA. Its product is annotated as xyloglucan endotransglycosylase/hydrolase protein 8-like. The coding region runs from base 43 to 885 and encodes 280 amino acids. The record is from RefSeq and is a predicted model, not a curated record. Gene Ontology annotation, biological process: xyloglucan metabolic process; cell wall biogenesis. Gene Ontology annotation, cellular component: cell wall; apoplast. Gene Ontology annotation, molecular function: xyloglucan:xyloglucosyl transferase activity; hydrolase activity, hydrolyzing O-glycosyl compounds. The transcript has 3 exons. Lineage: Eukaryota; Viridiplantae; Streptophyta; Magnoliopsida; Poales; Poaceae.
CCUGCAUCAUAUCAUACAGGAAGAGCAGAGCAGCAGCGUAACAUGGCAGCACGCCUGUCCCUCCUCGUCGUUCUGGCCCUCCUCGCCGUCCUCACGGCGAAGGCCGACUUCGACGAGCAGUUUGAGGUGAUUGGCGACCGUGACCACAUCGGGUACAAGGACGACGGCAACGGCGGGCAGGAGUUCUCUCUGGAGCUCGACCAGGAAUCCGGCUCCGGCUUCAAAUCCAAGAACAAGUACCUCUUCGGCGAGUUCAGCGUCCGGAUGAAGCUCGUCGACGGCAACUCCGCCGGCACCGUCACCUCCUUCUACCUGACCUCCGGGGAGAGCAGCACCCACGACGAGAUUGACAUCGAGUUCAUGGGGAACUCGAGCGGGCAGCCCUACGUGAUGAACACCAACGUCUGGGCCAGCGGCGACGGCAAGAAGGAGCACCAGUUCUACCUCUGGUUCGACCCCUCCGCCGAUUUCCACACCUACAAGAUCACCUGGAACCCCAAGAACAUCAUAUUCGAGGUGGACAACGUGGCGGUGAGGACGUUCAAGAACUACGAUGACCUGCCGUUCCCGACGAGCAGGCCGAUGGAGGUGCACGCGACGCUGUGGGACGGCAGCUACUGGGCGACGCAGCACGGCAACGUCAAGAUCCACUGGAGGCACGAGCCCUUCGUGGUCUCCUACCGCGCCUACCACGCCAACGGCUGCGUCCACAGCAAGAACUCGUCGCGCUGCCCCGACGGCUCCGACGCGUGGAUGCACAGGGAGCUCGGCGACGAGGAGCUCGACACCGUCGCCUGGGCGGAGCGCAACUGCCUCUCCUACAACUACUGCGCCGACGGCUGGCGCUUCCCCAAGGGAUUCCCCGGGGAGUGUGGCCGCAAGUGAUGCAAUGAAUCCAUCUGAAUUAUAGCUGGCCACCCCAGAUUUGAUUAAUUUUUGUUUCUUACAACUGUUCAUUCAUUCCAUUCGAUUCCACCAUGGACAUGUACCCCCUGUGCCAUUUCCCGUGUAGAUUUGUAGCGUCGUCGUUCCUGAUUUGGUACCGUUUGUUUUCAUGCCGAGAUCAACUGAGAAGGAUGAAAGUGUAGGUGUGAAGAAUGUAACUAAAUCGAACAUAUAGUUAUAAGGAAUGUUGACAUUUCGUCUUGGGUUUGUG